Messenger RNA from Oncorhynchus kisutch (coho salmon), 1626 nucleotides. RefSeq names its product B- and T-lymphocyte attenuator. The transcript is spliced from 6 exons. Gene Ontology annotation, biological process: immune response-regulating cell surface receptor signaling pathway. Gene Ontology annotation, molecular function: signaling receptor activity. The record is from RefSeq and is a predicted model, not a curated record. Gene Ontology annotation, cellular component: plasma membrane. The coding region runs from base 134 to 1078 and encodes 314 amino acids. NCBI's taxonomy places the organism in Eukaryota, Metazoa, Chordata, Actinopteri, Salmoniformes, Salmonidae.
AGAGAAAGAGAGAGAUCGACAGUACAUAUCAUCAGUGUCACUUCAUGUGCGUAUACACAGAGGGUCUGCUCUAACUGAGUGACACGGACGUUACCUGUUUUGAGAGCUCAUAAGACAUUGCAUCUUUGCUCUGAUGUACCGUCCGCGUUCUGACCACAUCCUGCUGGUCCUAUGCCACCUGUUUCUGCUCUGUGUCCAUGGCAACGCUCAAGACCAAGGCCCUACAUGUGAGGUGCGAGUGAAAAGAAACACCAUUUGGAAUGCUGUCCCUCAGAAAGCCCUAACAAUCAACUGCCCUGUGAGACACUGUGGAGAAAAGCUACAUGCCACCUGGUGUAAAUUUGUGGAUCUAUUAAACUGCGAACAGAUACAUGAGACAGAGCAAGUCAGAUUUGGAUGGAGGCAAAAAGAUAUUUUGAUUCUGGAUUUUAAAAAGAUAUCUAUCAAUGACGAUGGUUUGUACAGAUGUGAAGUUGCUGAAAAUGGGUCAACAACUGUUAGCCAUGCUAUCAAAGUCUCUGUCUCAGAUAGCAACCUGGAGAUUACAAGCACAGCAGACCACAACACAAAUGACUCAACGGGUGCAAAGCGUGAUAGGAAUGAUCCAAGCUUCAUGCCUUAUGUUUCCAUCUGUGUGGGAAUAGUAGUCCUGGUGGUCAUUGUGACAGCAUUUUCUUUCUUCUGUCUACAUGCAUAUAAAGGACCAAGCAGGUCAACCGAAAAUAGAACAAAGAAGCAGGAGAUGUCCACACUGGCAGCACCAUGUCCAGACCUCUCCUUCAACCCCGAGGGAACCUUUCCACCAUCACCAUCCACCCCAAACCCCGUACAACCUGCCAAUCUCUAUGACAACGGUCUCUACUGUAACCGCAUCAAUGGGGAAAAUGGAGCUCUACCAUCCUCCAACAACAGAGCAGGAGGUCAAGUGUCAAGCCACCUUGUGUAUGCUUCCCUGAACCACGAGACCACCAGGGGGUCCCUGAGAUCACCCCAUAUUCCGACCCCGCAGGAUACGUUCUCUGAGUACACAUCCAUCCGGGUCUACUCAGCUCUGAGAGAGACCUCAGCCAGACCCUAACAGUACAGUGCUGUAAGUUGUGUUCUUUGAUGGUUGUUUUCACACAGAGGAAGAGGAAAGCUGAACAUUUUUGACAUUUGACUCAUCGGGGGAUCUGUUUUCAUAUUAUAUUUUUGGGGGGCACUUUAUAUAAUUGUCACGCACUCAAUGACACACACUUCCUGGUGUAAUUGGCUGAAGUGAUGUAAAGCUCGCUGCCAUUGGACUCUGGAGCAGUGGAAAUGUGAUCUCUAGAGUGAUGAAUCACGCAUCACCAUCUGGCAGUCCGAUGGAUGAAUUUGUUUUUGGGGCUGAUUUUAAUAGUCCGGGCCAGCAAAAUUGCUGCAGCAAUGUCCCAACAUCUAGUGGAAAGCCUUCCCAGAAGAGUGGAGGCUGUUAUGGCAGCAAAAAGUUGACCAACUCCAUAUUAUGAUUUCGGAAUGAGAUGUUCGACAAGCAGGUGUCCACAUACUUUGUUAUUUUAGAGUGUAUUUUAAUGAUAAAAUCCAUUAGAUAUUUUGGUGAUUAUAAGUGAGGAUAUAAAAGUGGGAAAUGAUUCAUACCUAACA